CUCCUCCCCGACAUUGAUUAUACUGGAUCUGUCCCACCUCAGUACUGUCUAGAAGCACCCCUCAAAGGGAGAAGCAGCAGCCAUGAACCCUCAACAGAUGGAGCAGAUGGGCCAGUUCAGGAUCACAGUCUGGGAGGAGGAGAACUUCCAGGGCAAGCGCUGUGAGUUCAUGCUGGAGUGCCAGAACAUCAUGGAGAGGGGCUUCAACAAGAUCCGCUCCAUUAAGGUUGAGAACGGACCGUGGGUGGGCUACGAGUACCCAGAGUUUCAGGGACAGCAGUUUAUCCUGGAGAAGGGCGAUUAUCCUCGCUAUGAGGCCUGGAGUGGAAACAGCAGCUACAGAACCGAGCACAUGCUUUCCUUCAGACCCAUUAAGUGUGCCAACCACAGUGACAGCAAGGUGACCCUGUAUGAGUGUGAGGACUUCCAGGGCCGUAAGUUUGAGAUGUGCGAUGACUACCCCUCCCUACAGGCCAUGGGUUGGUGCAGCAAGGAGGUGCCCUCCAUGAAAGUCAACUCAGGAGCCUGGGUGGCCUAUCAGUUCCCUGGUUACCGUGGCUACCAGUACAUCCUGGAGAGAGACAGACACCAAGGCGAGUACAGAAACUACAACGAGUUCAGCACCCAGGCUCACACCAACCAGGUGCAGUCCAUUCGUAGGAUCCAGCACUAGAUCUUCACACUGCCUGCCUGAACCAACUUUAAAAAAAAUAAAAAUAAAAAAAAAGAAACUUUCUUUCUAAUUGCUUCCUCAACUCAAACCCUGGACAGACCUCUGUCACAGAACAGUAGAGUAACUCUUUCUAUCACUCUGUGGCUCUGGAUGUAUGGAUAUACACUUAUACUACCAUGCUGAAGCAUGUUCUUGAAAUAGGAAAUAAAGGUUUUUCUUCCAAACUAGAGGCCGUUUGUUGGUAUUCUUUAUUCUUUUCAUCUCCAAUACAUUUUUUUUUCAUCUUAAUUUGGUAAUUCAUUCCAUGGCAACGUCAGAGCCCAUUUAGCUUUGUGAGCAAGGCUGCUAUCAAAGUUAGAUAUUGAUUUGUAUUUAUCGAGGACAUAUCUAGCCUUUCAUGGAGAGAUUUGAUUCUGUUAGGCUUUAGGAUGUGUAGUGUUGUUCUUGUCAUACUGUAUUCUUAUUUCCAAUAAACGAGAGCAUGAGAUUA
Molecule: messenger RNA, 1163 nt
Organism: Xiphophorus maculatus (southern platyfish)
Lineage: Eukaryota; Metazoa; Chordata; Actinopteri; Cyprinodontiformes; Poeciliidae
Gene: cryba2b
Product: crystallin beta A2
Exons: 5
Coding region: 83-673 (196 amino acids)
Biological process (GO): lens development in camera-type eye; visual perception
Molecular function (GO): structural constituent of eye lens
Source: RefSeq, a predicted model, not a curated record